Oldenlandia corymbosa var. corymbosa is the source of this 1272-nucleotide messenger RNA. NCBI's taxonomy places the organism in Eukaryota, Viridiplantae, Streptophyta, Magnoliopsida, Gentianales, Rubiaceae. The record is from the annotation of a GenBank genome assembly.
AUGGCCAAGAAGAACAGGAGGAAGAGGUACAGAAGAGGAAGAUCAAGGAGAUUGCGUCAAGAAUCUGAAGUUGACCCUGACGGUGAAUUGAUUGUCCCAGGAAAAGGGUUUCAUGAACCUGAACCCGACGAAGUUGAUGAUAAAGUUCAGCCUGAAGAUGCACCGAAUAUCCAAGAAGAAUGGGCUGAUCCCAAUGCUGAGGGUGACAAUGAAUUGAUCAAUAUCCCAGAAGAAGAGGUUGAUCCCAAUGUUGACGGAGACAAUGAAUUCAAUAUCCAGGAAGAAUUGGUUAAUGAUGACGGCAUUGAUGAAUUGAAUGUCCCAGGAGAAGGGGUUCAAGGAAAUGUUAACGGUGAUGAUGGAUUAAAUGUUCCAGAAGAAGGGGUUGAGGAUAAUGUUGCAGAGGUCAGAGAUGAUGGUCAUGGUGAUCAAGGAAAAGGAAUUCGUCAUUAUGGUGCUGAUGAUGAUAUGCCUGAGAAGCAUCUUGAUGAUGAUCUGAAGUACAAUGAUGACGAACACGAACGUCAAAUUGAAUUCUUUUUAAUAAUGCAAGAAAUGGAUAAGUCCUGCUCAAGUUUUCGAGGCGGCCAUGAAUUUUUGAAGAAAGAAAUGAAGCAGGCUGUAAAAAUUGUUCCCCCUGAUUGGAUCCGGAACGUGAUUUGUUGGGUUUUACACCUUCCAGGCGACGAUGAAGGUAAUCCACCGGCAAAAUAUAGCUUCCUGGACGCGGGAACUUCGUCUGAUCAAGCCGAGGAUGAAGAUCUUGAAGAAGCUGUCCCUGAAAAUCCAGCCGGGUUACAAGCUUUAGAUGAUGAACAUGGAGAGGUCCAUCAUGAUGGAGAGAUCGACAACAUAGAACAAGGAACAGAGGCAAAUAUUAGGAACGUGAUAGUUGAUAGUUUGUAUCUGGAAAGGGAGAUGAGAAUUCGAAAACGGGAUCAUUCUGAAGCUCAAUCUUCUUCUGCUAUGAAAGUUACCGCAAGCAGGUCUUAUGUCUGUUUGCAAAACGGCUCAAAGAAGCGGCUGAUCACCCGGCCACAUAAGAUUGGAUGUGCCGUUUGUGGUUUUAAGAAACUUCCUGAAUACAUGGCUCGAGCUUCUUGCAAAUGCAGAGGCUAUUUCAUCUGUGUGAAGGAUUGUCUAAUCAAUUUGGCCAUGGCAGAGGCUCAGAAGAACAUUCAAAUUAUUUGCACAGACUGCAAAGCUCACUUGCUUGAAGAGAGGCUUGUACCCAGGUUGCUGCAAUGGCUUGCAACCAGAUCCCGGAAUUGA